AUGUCGACUACAUCAAAAAAUCAGCAAAAUUACUCUCCAUCUUUUAUUUCAGAGAUGAUUGAAACCAACGAAUCAAAACUAAUUGAGAACAUACAGAGAGAAGUGAACAAAAGCUUAGUUGAUAUUAACCAUGCAAAUCUUCUAGAUGGAUUUCAGCAACCUUCAGCAGAAAACUUUUAUGAAAUUUAUUUGACAAAUCAAUGGGUUGAUGAAAUCUACAACUUUAUUAAUUCGAAAGUUCGUCGCAUUGGGGAAUCGGCUGUACAAGAUGACUAUUCUCCUUUUAAUGAAUCAACCUUUUUUCUUCUUUGGAAGAUUCCAAUGUCUUUAUCAACAUCAACAGGAGUGAGCACAAAUAAACAUGAGCCAAUGAGCCUGACAGGCUCUUCAAACAGCGUCACCCAACUGUUUGGAGAAACCAUCUUUGCCAAUUUUUCUAAAAUUGAUGAUACGUUCUUGAUUGAACAAGUGAAAUCAAUGGAAAAAAAUAUUAUAAAAAAUUCAAAAAACUGCAAUAAAAAAUCCAAUAAUUAUUGGCAUCAUUUGAGUUUAUUAUUGAUGAAUAGUUGCUGCUGUUGUUUAAAUUAUGGUUAUGACCUGGGUUCCAAGUCAGAAUAUGACUUAUCCUAUCAGUUUAACAGGAGGGUCAUUGAACCUAUUACCCAUUUUUUGCAAUUUGUUUUCAACGUGAAUUUGAAUUUUAUUCAACAAGAGUCCUUAAGUUUGAAGGAGGAAACACUUGAAUCACAAAAUUUUGAUCCUGUUAGAUUAACAAAACUAAAAGAGUUGAGAGCUAGUACAAAGUCAGAUACUAUUGUUUCUUUGAGAAACAGUACUGGAAUUCAUGAAAAUGAUUCAAAUACCAAAGAUAAGACUUUAGUGAUGAUAGAGCACAAGCUUCCCUCAUUAAUCUCGAAGGUCAGUUCCCCAGAAGAUCUAAGUAAGAUAGAAAGUAUAGAACUCCAAAUUCUAUCUUACAAAGUCUGUGUCAACAGCCUAAAAUGGGGUAUUAUAAACGAUCUUUACGGAUCGUUGUUGGUGAAGUUUGAUCCAGAGGACUUUAAGAAUACUAGUGAUGAUGGUUCAAUGAUAUUAAAGGGGGUUCAAGUCUUUAAAGUGAAUGAUGUUGAAUUUUUCCCACAGGUAGGUAAGGAGAAACAUUUUAAUUCAAGAAUUUUAGUUUCAAUGAUGAUUUACCUUGAAAUUAGAAAAUAUGUCAACAUUGGAAGAGAUGAUGAACCAGAAGAGCCCUUAGAACUUGAAAUGAAGAGCGAAAGUGCUUUGGAAGCAAAGGUGACUGGAAUAAAGGAAGGUAGUUACAGAAAGCCACUGAAGGUUCUGAUCAAUCUGAAUAAGAAAGAUGAAGUUAAAACUUCUAAAAACAAAAGACCUCUGGACUCAGGAGCUAACACCGUUGCAAAAAGAACCAGAGGUCUGAUUAAACUGGGGAAGAGAGAUCUGAAUAAUUAG
This is a messenger RNA of Hansenula anomala, 1470 nucleotides long. RefSeq lists its product as uncharacterized. Bases 1 to 1470 code for a protein of 489 amino acids. Lineage: Eukaryota; Fungi; Ascomycota; Saccharomycetes; Phaffomycetales; Wickerhamomycetaceae. The record is from RefSeq and is a predicted model, not a curated record. The transcript has a single exon.